Hypoxylon fragiforme is the source of this 1569-nucleotide messenger RNA. Its product is annotated as Maf1 regulator-domain-containing protein. Gene Ontology annotation, biological process: vesicle-mediated transport; negative regulation of transcription by RNA polymerase III. Bases 1 to 1569 code for a protein of 522 amino acids. The transcript is spliced from 6 exons. NCBI's taxonomy places the organism in Eukaryota, Fungi, Ascomycota, Sordariomycetes, Xylariales, Hypoxylaceae. The record is from RefSeq and is a predicted model, not a curated record. Gene Ontology annotation, molecular function: RNA polymerase III core binding; clathrin-cargo adaptor activity. Gene Ontology annotation, cellular component: AP-1 adaptor complex; nucleus.
AUGGCCAUCAACUACUUGAUCCUGCUCUCCCGGCAGGGCAAGGUGCGUUUAGCAAAGUGGUUCACCACCUUGUCUCCUAAGGACAAGGCGAAGAUUGUCAAGGACGUCUCUCAACUAGUCCUCGCUAGACGAACUCGCAUGUGCAAUUUUCUCGAAUACAAAGAUACUAAAAUCGUAUACCGCCGUUAUGCCUCCCUUUUUUUCAUCGCCGGCUGCUCCUCCGAUGACAAUGAAUUGAUCACGCUCGAGAUCAUUCACCGCUACGUUGAACAAAUGGAUAAAUACUACGGCAAUGUUUGCGAGCUCGACAUCAUUUUCUCCUUUACUAAAGCAUACUACAUUCUGGACGAGAUAUUAUUAGCAGGAGAGCUUCAGGAAAGCAGCAAGAAGAACGUCCUCCGUUGUAUAGGACAACAAGACUCCUUGGAAGAUAUGGAGGUAUGUUUUUUUGAACUGUUGAAAAGGUGUCAUGGAUACUCGUGGCAUGCUGAUUUCCUCCCCCUUCGCGACUUCGACGUCAUCACCUCAACGCUGAACUUCAGUACUGCUGAGUGCCGCGUUAAGGGCGGAUGCGAUCUUUAUACUACCAAGGCCGCUGGCUCGGAUAAAAAGCUAUACAAGUCUAUUGAGAGUUCUCUUGAGGCCCAACAUGCCUCGCUCAUCAAGUUCGGCGCGUCGCUGUCGCCGCCACAACGUAAGGAGAUGGCUGCGUCACUGAACUUGUCGCGCUCGAGUCCCUUUGGUUCCCUGAACGAAAUCUCCAGCCGUCGCACAUUCGCCUACCUAAUCGCGACCCUCAAUGCGAGCCAUCCUGACUACGAUUUCUCGCAUGUAUUACGUCCUACGGACUUCCGUCGCGAGCGCGACUUGCGCAUUGUCAUGGCCAAUCUAGACAACACAUUGAAUAGUGUGCGUCCCCUGGGUACUUCACUUUUAUCGCCAAAUGCGAAUUCGUCAUUCCGCUCCUACAGCAGCUCCCCUGCAGCUCAUGCCGCCGCGGGUAGCGAUGCGAUUAGUAGUCCAGCUUGGGGCCCUUAUGUAUGGACUAUGAUUGAUAAGGAGAUGAUUUUGAAGGACUGCAUGGUAUUCUCGUACGAUCCUGUGGAAGAUCCCUUUGACGGUGAUGAGGCUGCGAUAUGGCGCAUCCAUUACUUCUUCUUCAACAAGGACAAGAAGCGUGUCGCCUAUCUAUACGUUCGAGGCCUACCCAUCCUCGUCAACUCUCCCGCGCUUGCACCUCACAGACGUGGUAGCGCCGGUUUAUCGAAGCGCUACGCAACACCCUUACCUGGUAGCUUCGGCGCGAAUAAACGCGCCAAAUACUGGCUAGGAGAUCAACUUGCGAACCAAGUAAUCGAUGAUGGCGACGAGGACAAUGAUGAUUAUGACGAUGAUAUGGUUAUGUGUGAUUUUGAUGAGGAUGUCGAGAUUGACCCACUGAAUGAUCCCUCGAGUGAUGAAGAGGAGAGUGACCAAUAUGAGGAAGAGAGUGAGGAGAGUGAAGUGGAAGAUGUCGCACAUUCCGUUAGAGGCGUGAGUGAAGAUAUUGCUGCAAGGAUGGAGAUGUGA